UUAAAACAUAAAAUUAGGUACAUAAUGCUUGCCGCUUGGCAAAAGGGCGAACUCCUAUAAAGCUAUUUACUGCCCAGAUUAUCACGUGAUGCCCAGAUGUUCUGAAAGGACCACGUUUCACUUUUCUGGAGUCCAUUUAAUUGCGUCAUUGCUAGCAGACUUAACAGUAAUUCAUUCAUUUUACAAUUAGAAAAUUAGGCGGACUCGAUAAACAAGGUCAUGGAUGGAUAUAACUUACCAAACAAGGCCCUGUCUGACAACGGUGAUUCCCGGCUGGCCGUCGCUCCAAAUGAUCCAUCUUUGGAUGAGGUGCCAGAUGCAGUCUUGCUAUCACCCACUUCGCCCUCUGGUUCAACUGUAACGUACUGUAGUCGAAUACAAAGUCACCGAAACACGGACGAUCAUUAUGCCAAUUAUGCACAGGACAAGCUGCGGUCGUUUCUGCAGUAUUUGGAUCAAGAAGGUCAGAAUACCGAAGUUGGCACAGGGGACUCAGUAAAAUGCAAUUUCGUCCAGCACGGGAUGGAAAUUGUAACAGAGUCCGAUGGAAAGUUCCAUCAAGAAACCAUGGAAUUCUUAGACGAUCAGGAAGCGUUAAUACUCAGGCUGCGUUUGCAGUUGAACAAAGAAGCCGAAAAGUCUGCUUUGGCUUUACACGAAGCACAGGAGCUAUACCAGAAGCGCUUAAAACAACAACGGGAUAUGUCCAACGGUAAACUGAAAUCGCUGCAGCUCGUGUUAGAUCAGUGCAACGAGGAAAAGAAAGUUCUUUGUGAGCGCUGUGAAACCAUCAGCGCAGAUAUUAAGCAGAUCCAAAUAAAGUACGAGAGACGAGCGGAGGAACAAGAAAUGAGACACCGGGACGAUCUGAAGCGGGCGAGAUCUCAGUGGGAGAUAUCAGAAAAAGAGCGGCAGAAAAAAUGGAUACAGCAACGUGCCAACCAGAUCAAAGAAAGCACUCUGAGAAGUGUGGAACCAGAAAUAGAGCGUAUAUUAUCUUUGCACAAGGAUGAAAUGCGACAAGUACAGGAAGCUUACGAUCAUCAUCGCCGUAAGUCUGAAGAAACGGCGAACUUAGCUAUUCAAGAGAAACUCAGUCAUCUGGAACACAAAUUUGCUCAACGUGCUGACGACAUUCGGAAGCAGGAACGCCAAUUAGCCGACGACCUAUGCAAUCAAAAAGCUGCCGAGAUUGAGCAGCGACUGCAUCUGGAACUAGCUAAAAGAGAUGAGGAAAUGUGCGUUAACAAACAAAUUUACGAAGAACGCCUGCAAACACAAGCCGACGAUUUUGUCCGUUUGCGCUAUGAAUUUGGAAAGGAAAAACAAAAGGAGCUGGCGCAAUGUAAUGAAAAGGCCAAAGCCGAUCUGACAGAAUCAGAGCAACGGCAUCAGGUACCUUCGUAUUCGGUGGAAAUUGAACGCCGCCUAGCAGAGGUUAAUCAAAGCUUCGAACUAUGGAAAAAGGACCACUUUAAGUCUCAAGAUCUUGUGCUAGCGAAAAAAUUUGACGAGAUGAAGCUUGCAACCAGGAUUUCCCGCGAUGCUGAAAUAGCAGAAGCCAUGGGCAUAUUAGCGAGCGAGAUCAGCAGAUUGCAGCUGGAUAUGGACGUUCGCAUUAAAGCCAAGAUGGUCCGGUUACACGAAGAGCACCAGAGCGAAGUUACUGAGCUUCAGGAAACAGCUGACCGAUGGAAAGUGGUCGCUAACAACGCAACAGAGCAGUUAAGAUUUCGUGACAAUCUUACUAAAAGUCACCAGGACAUGCAAACAAAAUUGGAAUGCGAGUUGCGAGCAUGCCAGCAGUCACUUGAAGCGAUGAAGCAAGAGCGCACAACUUUACUGGAAGACACAGUGAAGACAUAUAGCGAGCGUCUGCAGAAUAUGGACAUUCAAGUGCAACGGUUGACCAAAGAACUGGCGGAGAGCCAUGACAUACGAAAAACGGAAACAGAUAGUCUACAGAAGCGAAUUGCCAUCAUGAAACGGGAAAACGAUUCUGCACUCGAUGCUAUAAGCGAAAAAGUGAGGCCGAUGUUAAGCAAAAAAGACGCCAAGAUUGAUAUGCUUCGGCAGCAACUGUUAGCGGUACAUGAGCAAAACGCACAAACAGCUGUUUCCCACAACCGCAACAAGCUGCAGCCUGCCCAAAUUCGUUCCAUAUCUGCCGCAUCACGCUCGGGGUCGAACAGACAUAUCCAGCAAGCCCAAAAGCAGGGAAAUGGGAAAUCCUAAAUGAUCGACGGCUCUAGACUCCAGUUGUUUGUUGUCAAUUGAAUAGACAAUUUGGGCAAAGUGCGGCAGUAGCAAUACAAAUGGCUAUAGCCAUAGCCGUCUCGUAGACGGACCACGGGACGGCUAUUGCUACAGUCAUUGGUAUUGCUACUGCCGCAUUUUGCCCAAAUUGUCUAAUGUGUUCUAAAAGCUUUUCCCCAUGGUUCGGUUUCUAUCUUUUUGUUCGCAGUGCUCUACUACGUAGAAAGCGAAAUUUUGUAACCUGCAAGGCACGUUACCUAGUUGAAAGCAAAAGUCAUAAA
This is a messenger RNA of Paramacrobiotus metropolitanus, 2537 nucleotides long. Its product is annotated as centrosomal protein of 131 kDa-like. Gene Ontology annotation, biological process: intraciliary transport involved in cilium assembly. The coding region runs from base 220 to 2235 and encodes 671 amino acids. NCBI's taxonomy places the organism in Eukaryota, Metazoa, Tardigrada, Eutardigrada, Parachela, Macrobiotidae. The transcript has 13 exons. The record is from RefSeq and is a predicted model, not a curated record.